UUUCAGACCAUUUGUGAGGUAAGGCUUCACAAUUUUUCUGGACCCAGGUGAAUUUCCGAAAGUACACCAGUUUUUAGCCUUUAUUAAGUCAUUCAUUCCCAAGCAAGGCUGGUCUGACCACACCUCGAGCGACUGGAGCGUGUUCGCCGUCUCUAUGACAACUCCGCGGAAGUAAACAAGGCCAGGUCUCUCCGCCUGGAGGAAACCUGGAGUAUUGCGCAUGCGUGUUGCCCUGACGCUAUUUGAACUCAGGGGCUUCCGUAGGGGAAGGGGAAAGAUGGCGGCGGCAGUGCUGGGACGGUUGGGUACAUUAUGUAUACAGGACCUGAGGAGCCGGGGGAAGCUGGCCUUGGGAGGUUAUUAAGCCAGAGAAUGACAUGAAAAGCUCUGUAUUACGGAAGGGUAACUCAUUUAAUAUCAGGCAGAGAAAGGUGAAUUAGAACUGAACAAUUCGAUGGAAGAGAAAUCAAUCUGGGGCUAUUGCUGGAGUUCUGAAAGAGAAGAACUGGUCCUGAACUAGGAUGGUGGCAAUUGGAAUGGAGAAGAGGUUUCUUUCAUCUCACAGUGUAUUACCCCAAUCAUAUAUCCAUACAAGUGCUUCUCUUGACAUUUCUCGAAGAUGGGAGAAGAAAAAUAAAAUUGUUUAUCCUCCACAACUGCCUGGAGAACCUCGGAGACCUGCAGAGAUCUACCACUGUAGAAGACAAAUAAAAUAUAGCAAAGACAAGAUGUGGUAUUUGGCAAAGUUGAUACAAGGAAUGUCCAUUGACCAGGCUUUGGCUCAGUUGGAAUUCAGUGACAAAAAAGGAGCCCAAAUAAUCAAAGAGGUUCUCUUAGAAGCACAAGAUAUGGCAGUGAGAGAGCACAAUGUGGAAUUCAAAUCCAAUUUAUAUAUAGCUGUGUCUGGCUCAGGGCGAGGCCAGUGCCUAAAACGCAUCCGCUACCACGGCAGAGGUUACUUCGGGAUCAUGGAGAAAGUUUAUUGCCAUUACUUUGUGAAGUUGGUGGAAGGACCCCCACCUCCACGUGAGGCACCAAAGACGGCAGUCGCUCACGCCAAAGAAUAUAUUCAGGAGCUUCGCAACCGGACUAUCAUUCAUGCUCUAUGAUGAGGGUAUUCAGACUUCACAGUGUAUAUGGUUUGCAUUUAUUUUCUAACAAUAAACAAAAUUUAAAGACAAA
Messenger RNA from Microcebus murinus (gray mouse lemur), 1182 nucleotides. The record is from RefSeq and is a predicted model, not a curated record. NCBI's taxonomy places the organism in Eukaryota, Metazoa, Chordata, Mammalia, Primates, Cheirogaleidae.